Messenger RNA from Guillardia theta CCMP2712, 335 nucleotides. RefSeq lists its product as hypothetical. The annotation marks the transcript as partial. Lineage: Eukaryota; Cryptophyceae; Pyrenomonadales; Geminigeraceae. The transcript is spliced from 2 exons. The record is from RefSeq and is a predicted model, not a curated record.
AGAUGUUCUCCAUCCUCGAGUCUGUUGCCUUCGACACCGGCUACGCUGGUUCCAGCGGUAUCCAGCCCCAGUCCUGGGAGAACGGCAACGGAACCUCCUACAUCUACUUCGGCUCUGGCCAGUUCGACGGACAGGGUUCCGGCCAUGACUUCUACGGAACUCUCUACAUGCCCCCCACCGGCUACGUCAACAACUGCGACGGUGGCCGCUCCCACACCUACUGUGACUACCGCCAGGAGUAAGCUUUGGAGAUGUAGAACUUUUCGCAUUCGUGAAAGCGUUGCUUCUAUAUUAAACAUGUAUCUCUAAACUUUAUUAAAAGCAUAUUUUUCAUG